UUAAAAACAUGGCGAUGCACAUGAAGUCCACAUUGUUGACUUGCUCAAGAUUAAUUUGCCUCAAAAGAAUAACUGUAGUUUCACAUGUGUUGCUACACAACGGUUCCUCUGGCAAAAACUUUAAGUCACAGUGGACAGACACCUCAGACGGCUCGAUGAUUGUAUGUUAUCAUCCUGCAGAUGAUUUUCCUUACGAACACACAAAGCCAAUUAUACGGAAAGACCCAGUGAAGCCUGACACACUGCACUCUACUGAGAGUAUACUGAAGAAUAAACUUCAAUUUGAUCAUUAUGCAAUGGAGAAGAGAGGACCCAGUAUAUCUGAUUUAAGCCAGAUGUUUUUUACAACCAAACACAGAUGGUAUCCUGUUGGAAUUAGGAGGAGAAGCCUGAAAAACCCAAAUCCACCAAGAGAUCGGGACUAUCUCUGAUUGAGAUCAACUUCUUGACUAAUUGUGUUAGUUUUAUCAGAAAGAAAUGCAGUAGCCCUUUAUUUUAGUUUGAAUGUACCUUUUACAGAAAAUGACAACACAUAUCAUUAAAAAAUACCCUUUGAUGCUCUAUAUAUCAAGUCGCAUUAUGAGGCUUAGGGACUGGAGUUGUUAGUUGUAAUAAAAGAUUCUGGUGUUUUAGUAGAAUGUGAGGGCUGGAGACAGUACUGCUAUACCUCAUUGGUACCCACAGCUUAUGUAACAUGUUUUGAGAAAAUUAUGAGGCGUAGGUCAUAUAAAAUGUUGUAGCCAUGAUCAGACAAAAGUUCAGAACGUUAAAUUAAUGUGCAAAGUACUAUUGACAUAGCUCAUACAAAAUGGAGAUGUGUCUAAAAUUUGAAAUGGAUUGGUGGCAGUUGAAUAUGCUGCCUAUACAAAUAGGAAAAUAGUCAUUUGGACUCUUGUAUAAAGUGGCGUAUGAGGAGUGGUGCCAGGAUUUGCCAAUCAGGGUCCACUGUGUAUUGACCCUUGACUGGAGGAGACGGGGUGGGCGUUGCUCAAAAUAUUUCCCAAAAAUGGUCCAGGGGUCGCGGCCUCUCAAAAAUUUGACAAUUUAGGGAUUUCAAAGGCUUAUUUAAUCAGUUUUAGAGUAUAUAGUAUAAUUAUGUACAAAAUAAAUUUUUUCUCCCUGACAAAUAGUGAAUUUUCUCCCCGACCGGGUUGGGGGGGGGGGUGCAAUUCUCUCAGACACUAGGCUCCCGGCGCCACCCCUGUUAUAUUACUGAAUAGCUACAAAUUUGGUAGCUAAUAAAAGACUUGGGUACUGUAUAUAGUAUAGAACUAGUGUGUAGGAACCAGGAACUGAAUAAAUAAAACAGAAAAUAUUUUAACUCUGA
Molecule: messenger RNA, 1327 nt
Organism: Anneissia japonica
Lineage: Eukaryota; Metazoa; Echinodermata; Crinoidea; Comatulida; Comatulidae
Product: 39S ribosomal protein L42, mitochondrial-like
Exons: 6
Coding region: 9-431 (140 amino acids)
Cellular component (GO): mitochondrial large ribosomal subunit
Source: RefSeq, a predicted model, not a curated record